AUGAUUAUGCAUUAUACCUUCAUCAUCUACACCCCAAUUAUUCACACCAUCAUAUUCUUAUCCCCAUAUAUCUCCCACAUCCUCAUACACCUUCCACAUUCUCAUACGUCCUCUCACAUCCUCAUACAUCUCCCACAUUCUCAUACACCUUCCACAUCCUCAUACACCUUCCACAUCAUACCUCCCAAUUCUCAUACACUUCCACACCUCAUACAUCUCCCACAUUCUCAUACACCUUCCACAUCCUCAUACAUUCCCACAUCCUCAUACAUCUCCACAUUCUCAUACACUUCCACACCUAUACAUCUCCCACAUUCUCAUACACCUUCCACAUUCUCAUACACCUUCCACAUCCUCAUACAUCUCCACAUUCUCAUACAUCUCCCACAUCAUACAUUCCCACAUACACCUUCCACAUCCUCAUACAUCUCCCACAUUCUCAUACACCUCCACAUCCUCAUACAUCCCCACAUUCUCAUACACCUCCACAUCCUCAACAUCUCCCACAUUCUCAUACGUCUCCACAUUCUCAUACAUACUCCCACAUCCUCAUACAACUCCACCAUCUCAUACAUCUCCCAACAUUUCUUCAUACACCUUCCACAUCCUCAUACAUCCACAUCCUCAUACAUCACAUCCUUCCACAUCUCAUACAUCUUCCACAUUCCCAUCAUACACUUCUCCAUACAUCCUUCCACAUUUCUCAUACAUCUCCCACAUCUCAUACGCCUUUCCACAUCCCACACAUCCUCCCACAUUCUCAUACACCUUCCACAUCCCUCAUACAAGCUCACAUUCUCAUACACCUUCCACAUCCUCAUACACCUUCCAUCCUCAUACAUCUCUAUACACACACCCUAUCCUCAUACUUACAUCUCAAUCCCUUCACAUUCUCAUACACCUUCCACAUCCUCACACAUACACCCUUCACAUCUCCAACAUCUUCCCACACCUCAUACAUCUCCCACAUUCUCAUACACCUUCCACAUCCUCACACAUCUCCCACAUUCUCAUACACCUUCCACAUCCUCAUACAUCUCCCACAUCCUCAUACAUCUCCCACAUUCUCAUACCCCUUCCACAUCCUCAUACAUCUCCCACAUCCUCAUACAUCUCCCACAUUCUCAUACACCUUCCACAUCCUCAUACAUCUCCCACAUUCUCAUACACCUUCCACAUCCUCAUAACCUUCCCACAUCCUCAUACACCUUCCACACCCUCCAUACAUCUCCCCACAUUACACCUUCCCACCCUCAUACAUCUCCCACAUUCUCAUACACCUUCUCAUACACACCCCUCAUCCAUCUCCCACAUUCUCAUACAUCUCCUCACAUUCUCAUACACCUCACAUCCAUACAUCUCCCAUUCUCAUACACUUCCACAUCUCAUAACAUCUCCCACAUUCUCAUACACUUCCACAUCCUCACACAUCCCCACAUCCAUACACCUUCCACAUCCUCAUACAUCUCCCACAUCCCUCAUACAACAUCUCCCACAUUCUCAUACACCUUCCACAUCCUCAUACAUCUCCCACAUCCUCAUACAUCUCCCACAUCCAUACAUUCCUCAUACAUCUCCCACAUUCUCAUACACCUUCCACAUCCUCAUACAUACAUCUCAUACAUCCUUCAUACACCUUCCACAUCCUCAUACACCUUCCACAUCCUCAUACACCUUUCCACAUCCUCAUACAUCUUCCAUACAUUCCUCAUACACAUCCACAUCCUUCAUACAUCUCCCACAUUCUCAUUACAUCCUCAUCCACAUCCUCAUACACCUUCCAACAUUCUCCCAUCCUACACCUUCCACAUCCUCAUACACCUUCCACACAUCCUCAUACACCUUCCACAUCCUCAUACAUCUCCCACUCCUCAUACACCUUCCACAUCCUCAUACACCUCCACAUUCCUCAUACAUCUCCCACAUCCUCAUACACCUCCACAUCUCAUACAUCUCCCACAUUCUCAUACACCUUCCACAUCCUCAUACAUCUCCCACAUUCUCAUACACCUUCCACAUCCUCAUACACCUUUCCACAUCCUCAUACACCUUCCACAUCCUCAUACACCUUCCACAUUCUCAUACACCUUCCACAUCCUCAUACAUCUCCCACAUUCUCAUACAUCCGCCAUCCUCAUACAUCUCCCACAUCCUCAUACACCUUCCUCAUCAUCAUCCCAUCUCAUACAUCUCCCACCUCAUACACCUUCCACAUCCUCAUACAUCUUCCACAUUCUCAUACACCUUCCACAUCCUAUAAUCUCCCACAUUCUCAUACCCCUUCCACAUCCCCACACACCCAACAUAACCCUCAUGGACCUCAUACUUCAUACGAGUUUGUACACAUUAGCCAGGACCCUCCAGAACAAAAGGUCUUUGUGUACAAGUAAUGGUCCGCGGUCUCCUGAACCUGCUUCACCUUAG
Penaeus vannamei (Pacific white shrimp) is the source of this 2424-nucleotide messenger RNA. The record is from RefSeq and is a predicted model, not a curated record. Lineage: Eukaryota; Metazoa; Arthropoda; Malacostraca; Decapoda; Penaeidae.